Messenger RNA from Funneliformis mosseae, 6294 nucleotides. NCBI's taxonomy places the organism in Eukaryota, Fungi, Glomeromycota, Glomeromycetes, Glomerales, Glomeraceae. The record is from the annotation of a GenBank genome assembly.
AUGACUAUGGCCAAUUGGGAAGUUUUUAAAUCUCUCGAGGAAUUACAAGAAUUCUUGAAUUCUAAUAAUUACGAAAUUUUAUACCAAGGAAUUAAUAGAUUUAGACAACACUUCAUUUACCCAAAAGAUAAAAAUAUCAAAGAAAUCGAUUCAAUCAACGAUAAAAAUGUAUCAAUAGCUUAUGAAUAUUUACAAACUUCGCCUGAAUGUAAAGAAUUGUUUAUAAUAUGGGAUACGCAGUUACAUGAUAAUUUAACACGACUAGAACUAUCAAUUCCUGACUUAUUUUCAAAAAUUAUAAAAUUUACAACAAUCACUCCUUCUUUAAAAUCUACUGGAACAAUUGUCAUUCGUAAUGUCAUACGAAAUUACAUGAGAGUUAUUAGGAAUAAUUUAUCUUCUGAAAAAUUACCUCUAUGUCAGAAUACUUUAAAGUUAUUAAUUAUAAUGAAUUCCCAUGAUCCUUCAAUCUCAAAAGAGUUGUUAGAAUCAUUUACUUAUAAUCUUAAUCUCAAGGAACUAGGAAGAUUAUUGAAUAUCCGAAGAAAUACAUCAAAAGAUAAUUCGAAAAAUAAUCACUCACAAAAUGACAUUCGAACUUUAUAUGUUCGAUUCAUUUUAUCAUUCUUUGUACAUGGAAAUGCAAAAAUCAAGUCAAAUGUACUGGAGAUUAAAGAUUUUGCAAGCUUGAUAUUUAAAGGAUUAUUGCACGACUCAUAUGAAUUUGUUGAUGAAGUGCUGAGAAAAGUUUACGACCAUAUAAUCCUUGACAAUGAUAUCAACCGAAAGACAAUAUUAUCAUUUUUCAACAACACUUGGCUUUUGAAUCAACUCUUACAUCUUUAUAAUAGACGUGAAUCGGAACAACACGAACCCGACAAAAUUGUAGCGAAUAUUGUUCAUCGAUUUUUGUUAUCAAUUUGUUGUACACCCGGUGUAGGUAUUUGCUUUCGUGAUGCAGGAUGGUAUCCAUUUAAUUAUAUGAAUAUAUCCUUAAGUGACACAGAUCAACAUGAAAAUGAGAAGCAAACGAAAGUACAUAACAUAAUAUUAUUGCAAUUCAUUAAAUCAUUAAAACCGACACAAGAUUUACGUCAACAAGAACUCUUGUUGAAAAUUUUGGAAUCGUGCCCAGAAUUGGUUAAACCAUAUUGGAAAACUUCGAAGAUUUCUUUUGAACCUAAACUUUCAUAUAAGUGGUUGGCAAAUGUGACUUUGCUUCACAAGAUAAUAGCACUCCCUGUUCCUUCAUUUUAUAUCCCCGGAACUCAGAUUUACCCAGAAAAUCCUCCAGAGUUAAAUGUUAUCUUGGACAAUAUACUUCCAAGAAUAUUUGAUCAAGAUACUUUGAUUAAAUGCCUUGACUAUUCCAGUUCACUAAUUAGAUAUAAGACCAUGAUUGUUUUGUGUUUGGCAUUCCAAAAAUUGAACACAGUUGUGCAUUCGGUUAAAAAGGCAAUCAGUUAUUUAGACAAUUUAGUUAGUGAGGCUCAAAUUAUUCAGAGAGGACUGAGCAAGAAAGAAGCGACGUCAUCGAUAUGGAGUCAGACAAUUGAUUCAUUAUAUGAAGAAAUGAAGCAUAGAAUACCUGAUAUUCAAAUUCUUCUUAACUUUUAUUACGAAAUUUUGGAAAAGGAGAAGGGAUUUUCAUCUAAUAUGAUGAGCAAUGAAGAUAAUGAUGAGUUUAUUAGGAAUAAUCUGAUGCAUGAAGGCAUUUUAAAAUCAAUCAAGUUUUAUUAUCUUUUUUAUCCUGAAAUGAUGAUGGAAAUAAAGUUGGACGUCGACAAUUUGAUUCCAAUGGAUUUUCAGGAAUCACAAGUAGGACUUCAAUUAAACAUGAUGGAAUUAUUGUUGUUGAUUGCUGAAUCUAAUUGGUCAAUAAAUUCAGAAUUCAAUCAUCUUCAAAAACUUUUAAAAUUGUUUUUGACCACACCAUAUUUACAAAUACGUUCCAUUACACAACGUGUACUUGAGCGGUUACUCUCCAAUUCUAUAACUUUCCAACAUGAUCCAGAUGAAGUUUCGAUUUGGCUGGAUUCUUUGCCUCGAAUUUUUCCGGAAAAUGCAAACUUUGACAAAUUCAAUGGUCAAGCAACUGUUUUGAAAUUUUUUGACAAUUGUUUUGUAUCAUUUCUUAAAAAUCCUCGCCCAUAUAUUGAUGAUUUAAGUCAAGUCAUCAAUGUUAUAAAUGAAAGGAUGGAAGAUUUUGAGGAUAUUAGAAUAACGAAGGAGAACGCUUUUGUGCAGCAAUUCUUGAUUUCUCGAGAUGGUCCAAAAUAUUCAAAUGCUUCUUAUCCAUUUAGUCCACUAUUAGUAACACUUGUAAAAAGCUAUGAGAGUGUUACGGAGAAUAAAGUCGCCAUCACAUCAUUCUUACAUAUAUUAUUCAAAAAACUAUAUACCAAACAAUUAUUCACAUAUUAUCUAGAUGAAUAUGUUGAACGAUUGGAAAGAAAUCUUAGAUUUAAAAAUAACAGAUUUCUUGAAUAUAUAGGAAAUUGGGGAGUCAAUGAAUUCUUUUCAAGCUUGGAGCGUAUUUCAAGUCUGUAUAAAUAUCCAUCCGAAAGUUCUCUUAGUGUUGAUACAAUGAUAGACAUCCCGGUUAUAAUUAAUGGGGUGGUACAAGAAGAUCUUAAUCAAAAUCUAAUGAAAGCCGAGAAAGUUUGUUUAGAGAAUUUGAAAGACAAAAAUCCUGAUAGAUACAAAGCAAGAUCUGAAUUUCUCGAUAUGCUUUAUGUGUUACCUGUACCAAUUCUUGAAAGAAAUUUACCCGAGAUUUUAUGUUACAUUAAAAACGUUUUAGGAUGGGCAAAGUUUGAACCUAUCUUGGAAUAUAUUUAUGAACGAUAUCCAAGUUCGGGUAGUUUGUUCAAUGUUCGAGUUAUUAAAGAAGCUGUUAAUGCUUAUUUAUUACCUUUUUUUGGAAAGAAGGAUAGUGCUUUGACUCAUAACGCUGUUGAAGAAAGUGAAAUAAGUUUACUCAUUGAGUUUUUAGAUUUGACACCUUUCUCUAUUUUCUUUGACAAUUCAUUUCCUUCCCAUUUGAUGGAUAAAAACAUUGGGUUUCUUCUAAAUAAAUCUUUACGGUCCAUACCUCUGCAGAAUAUUUUGCACACAACGAGGCAGAUUUUGUUUGCUACAAAGACAUUUUUAUCUGUUCCUUGCUAUAAUUUGAUACAAGGAUUGCAAACAUGCUUCAAUCUUUUAAAGAUUAUUAUUGAAAAAGUUACUGAAGAAACGGAAGACGAUGAUGGCACAUCAAAGAUUUUUGAUGAUAUAAUAAAUUUGAUAUUAGGAUUGGAAGAUUUAUCGACUCUCUUCUUGAUAAGUGUACUUGAAGGUCAAAAUUUUGAUUCAGACUUUAUAAAAUAUUACUCUGUUUUGGACGAAUUUAUUGCAGAACUUGUUAUUUAUUUUACAAAUAAUGAUAAUGAGAAUAUAAUAUGGAAGACACGUAGGGUAGAUGCUUUACGUCGUCUUUUACCAUUCAAGAGUAAGUUAUUUAAUCGACUCUUAUGUAUGACAAAUUCAGAAAAUUUGCAUAGAGAUGGUAACAUGUUAUUAUACAAUAAGAUGUGUAUACUUUGUUACAAGUUUGACAAUUUUUGGAAUGAAGCGGAAAUAUUUCAACUUUUUUCGAGCCUUUUAGAAUCUAAGUUCUACAAUCCUUUAUUACAUGAUUAUGUUAAUCUAAUUAGUCAUUAUAAAAAAUUACUUUCAUAUUUGAUUAACAAAUUAUCCCGUGCUUUAUUGAUCACAAAAACUAGUGAAGAAAUUUUGAUGGAAUUUUUCUCAUGCCAUGAAAUUGAGAUGGAUUCCAUAAUUUUACAAAUUAUUGAGAAAUAUUUGCCGCCUGGAAUAACUAAAGAAAACAAUUCUUUGUUAUAUUUCUCAGAACGACAAAACUUUCAUCCUUUACCAAAUAAAUGUGUGGAAGUAGCUCGAUAUUUUCUGGAUAAUUUAAAUAACAAUCGUGCUAAAAUCAUUGGAUAUUUCAUGUUAUGUAACUCGGAAGUUAGAAAGUUAUUUGUUAAUUGGAUCUUAAAUCAUCAGAAUUUAUCAGAAAGAAUUGCUAUUCCGGAUAUGAUAAUUCUGGUGAAUUCAUUGUUAGAGAUUAUUUCUACAAUUCAUAUGGAUUUUAAAUAUUCUCGAGUGACUUGGACAAAAUUUGCUAGAGAGAGUGAUAAGAAAUCUAUUAAGAAAAUAUCUGAUUUGUUUGCUUUGAAAUUCUUUCAUAGUAUCUCAAAAUCAAUGGCACAAGAAAAGCCGUCGGUUUAUGCUUUAGUUACUUGUGCAUUAUUGAAUUUAAGUCCUUCACAGCAAGUUCUUGAUACGUUAGAUAAUGAUAUCAAAAAUAAUUCACCUUCAGAUUCAUUUAAUUUGGAUUUUCUUUAUAUAAUUGAAUGUUACCUUUUGGAUAAUUUCAAUUAUUAUAAUGAUGAAAUAAAGAAGUUUAUUUCGAAUUUUUUACAUUAUGCAACGUUAUUUAUCGAAAAAGAUGAAUAUAAGAAAUAUAGUAUCAAGGUUAUACAAAAUGUUUUUAGCAAAGUUGAUGUGCUAAUAAAAUUAGUUGUACCGCGAUGUUCGAAUCUGGAUGCAAAUAUUAUUGGUGAAUUUAUUUUUGUGCUUAUGGAAAAGAAAUUUGAAGAUCCAAUAAUAUUAAACUGUAUCAUUACAUUAAUCACAUAUGCUUACGACAAAAAGGAGGUUUUUGGCCCUUCAUUGGAUAGGGUUAUCGAAGCUAUAAUAAAUAACUCUCAAUUUAAAAUUUUGGCCAAUCCUUCAGAACUGUCGUAUAAAUCAAUUGAUUCUUCAACAUUUAUAAGGAGACUAACAAUAUGUCAUUUGCUCAACACUUUAUAUCGUAUGAACUCUAAAGAAUGUUGCAAAUCAUCAUAUUUGAGUUCACUUUUAUCGAUUUACAAUGCAACAACGUCAAUCUCGGAUCAAUUAUUAUUAGAUAUUUUCAUCUUAUAUGAAAAAACUACAAAAUCUUCAAUCGUAUCCUCUGCAAUGAAAUGGGGAACGAGUUCAUCAUCAUACAAACAACAAGUAGAUAAGAGAGGGUUGAUUAUGGGACAACGAAUUUUAGUCGAAACAUUGGAAUUAAUUGAUCCAAUGAUUAUGAUGAGAAGUUUUACACGUUUUCCAAUCGAUAAGGAAUUGGAAAUUAAUUAUAAUAACUUUAAAGAGUUUUUAUUAUUUGAUAAAAACAAUGAUAUAAUUUUUGAGAGAGAAGCACCUGUUUAUGAUCCAUCUUACUUUUUACCAUUAUUUGCAAAUCUAUUAUCAUAUGGUAAUUUAUUGGAUUGUAGAAAAUUCAUUGAAAUUAAUGCUUUGGGCUAUAUUGUUGUCGCCACAUCAUCUCUGAUUGCUAAUGUACGAAAAGCUGCAUAUUAUCUAUUGGAUGAAUUUUACGUUUUAUUAGAGAAUUUUCAAAAAGAAAGAGUUUGGAUUUUAAGGCUUUUAUCUGCUGGACUAAAAACUCAUGAUGAUUAUAAGAUAUUUAAAAGAAGAUAUGUUUGGGAUAUAAUAUCUUGCUAUUAUAAUUCUCCAUUAGCAGACAAUAUAACACGCAAGCUUGUUAUUGAGAUCUUAUUCCAGGCAGCCUCGAUACCGAAAGUUAUUACAGAUAUGAUAAAAAAUAGAGGAUUGUUAACGUGGUUGCAUCAUUUAUGCAUUUCACAACAAAUUCCAUUCUCAUCAGCAUCACGAUCAUUAUUUGAACAAUCAUUAUUUGGACCUAGAAUUUUGCUAAGAGUUUUACAAGGAUGUAAAAAUUCUACUUUACAAUGGUCAAAUGAGGAUAUUAACCUUGUUAAAAAGGAAACAUUACCUUGGGCACUCAAUUAUUUAAAUUCAAUCCUUAGAGUAUUUCAUUACUUAACAUUAAUUUCUUUUGCUUCAAAAAAUGUUUUAUUACCAUACCAUGCCUCAAUUAUUAUACCCUUUCUUGAAAAAUGUGAAAUUCAAUUAAAGACUUUAGCUGUCAUGAAUAAUAAUAUAUCACAUCCAAUAGAAAUACAGUAUAAUUACCAUCCUUCUUUAACCGAUAAUUUAGAUGUGCUUUACACAAUGAAUUAUAAUGUAACUGAAAUAUAUCAGGAAAUAAUUAGAAUGUUGUUUGAGAUGAUUAUUUGUUGUGAUGAUGAAUUUGAUGACAACCUUAUGGAAAAAAUUAUAGGGAGAGCUUUAUGUUGUAAUGUUACUAUUGAAGCAAAGAAAUGGGUCAUUGAAUGUUUAGUUAAUGAAAAAGAUGAAGAAAGAAUUGAUUACAUGGAAAUUGAUAAAUAA